This is a messenger RNA of Ahaetulla prasina, 1118 nucleotides long. RefSeq names its product distal membrane arm assembly component 2 like (gene DMAC2L). Bases 607 to 1104 code for a protein of 165 amino acids. Lineage: Eukaryota; Metazoa; Chordata; Lepidosauria; Squamata; Colubridae. The transcript has 4 exons. The record is from RefSeq and is a predicted model, not a curated record.
GUUUCCAUAAGUUGCUUGUAAGAUGCCAGCUGAAACUAGUUGCAGAUAUGAUUGCCUUCUGAACCAGACUUGAGAAUUGUAGCCCUCUUGAGUGAUCUGGGGCUUGAAUUUUCCUAGCUCUCAUGAAAGUAUGAACAAUUCUCCAGGUUGACAUGACUGUUAGGUUAAAGAAGGCAGCUGCCAUAGGAGGCACUUGGAAAAGUUGUGAACCAGUGAUGUAUUUCAAAAAAUUUUACUACUGGUUCUGUGGGUAUGGCUUGGUGGGUGUGACUUGGUGAGUGUGGCAGGGGAAGGAUAAUAUAAAAUCUCCAUUCCCUCCCCAAUCCAGGGGAAGGUUACUGCAAAGUCCCCAUUCCCUCCCGAUCAGCUGGGACUUGGGAUGCAGAGGAGAGAUGGGGGCGGGGCCAGUCAGAAUUUUUACUACCGGUUCUCCGAACUACUCAGAAUUUCCACUACCAGUUCUCCAGAACUGGUCAGAACCUGCUGAAACCCACCUCUGUUGUGAACCCUAACACUUCUGAGCCCCUAAAGCUGGGCUCCUGCCUUUUGGCUUCAUGGAAGAUUUGUGGAAGGGAAAGACAUGCUGUUUGUAUCUCAGAUAGCAAAAUGGUUGACCAUGAACGAAUCCAGGCUGUUGGUCCAGAUAGAGCGGCUUCAGAGUGGCUCCUGCGGUGUGGUGCGUCGGUGCGCUACCAUGGCUAUGACAAAUGGCAACAAGAUUACAAUGCAAUCCCUAUGGGGCCGCUGGAGAAAUAUAAGAUCCAAGCAAUCAAUGCCACAGAAUCUUGCAUCAUGAACAAGGGAUUUGAUUAUUUUGAUGGUCUAAAGCAUCUUGAAGAAAUAAAGUUUUGCAAGUGCAUGUACAUUGAGGAUGCAUGCUUACAACGGAUUAGUGAGACUCCAAGCCUGCAGAAGAGCUUGCUGCGUUUAUUUCUCAUUUCUUGUGGGAAUGUUACAGACAAAGGCAUCAUUGCAUUGCAUAAGCUCAGCAACCUGGAAUAUUUGUUCCUGAGUGAUCUGCCAGGGAUACGAGAUAAGGAAAGAACUGUUCAGUCCCUUAAGAAAUCAAUGCCGGCACUUGAGCUGGAAUUAGACUUGGAAUAAAAUCCUUGCCAUUC